Messenger RNA from Durusdinium trenchii, 1069 nucleotides. Lineage: Eukaryota; Dinophyceae; Suessiales; Symbiodiniaceae. The record is from the annotation of a GenBank genome assembly.
UGUUCCCCCUCAAUCCCCUGAACCCAAAAGUCAGUAGCCUGACAUCCUGUCACAACCACCUGGGCCAGCGGCGCCGUGUGCGCCAGUGGCAGGAUGGCAGAAUCAGGCGAUGUGACCUUGGCUGCUUUGAGCGUAGCUUUCCUGUUCGGCAUCCUGGGCUUGUUCGUCUUCUUCGGGAUCAAAGCCAGAGCUAUCUCAGAGGAGGAAGAGGAGCAGGCAAAGCAGGCAGCUCAGCCACGGCGCCGCAACGCGCUGGACCGCAUGCAGCGCGGCGCCGCGCGCGCGGGCGACGAGGGCGAAGGAGGUGCUGAGGAGGCGGCCCAGGGGGCGCAGGCUGCCAAGAGGACCAACCCGGCAAAGGAAGCGAAGAAACAGGAGAAGCGCGCUCAAAAGCAGGCGGAGCAAGAGGCUCAACAGCAGAAGCUUGAGAAGGCCAGUGAGAAGGCGGUCAAGUACAGUGAGAGGCAGCGAGAACGAGAGGCCGAACGCUUGAGGAGGGAAGAGGAAGAUGAGAAGGCCAGAGAAGAGAAGCAGAAACAGGAGAAGGAAGAGAUGGACAAGUGGAAAGAAACGUUUUCCGUGGAGAAAGAGGGUGAGGAUGAUGGCACCUUGGGGGAAGGGGUCGUGGAACAGUUCGUGGACUACGUGAAGCUUCGGAAGGUGGUGAACCUGGAGGACCUGGCGGCCGAGUUCAGGAUGCGGACGGUGCACGCCAUCAAACGCUUAGAGGAGUUGGAGAAGAUGGGACGUUUGAGUGGCAUCUUCGAUGACAGAGGGAAGUACAUCUACAUCACCCUGGAGGAGAUGGCUUCUGUGGCCUCCUGGUUGAAGAAGAAGGGCCGCAUCAACCGCGCUGAUCUGGUGGCCGGAUGCAACAAGCUCAUCCGCUUGAAUCCCACCGAGGAGGAUCAGGCGAAGCUGGAUGCCGAAGUGCUUCGGGUGGAUGAAAGCCUCGAGCCAGGCGAGGGCGAAGACGCUGCCGUGUAGGACACAAAAAGGUGACGCGUCUGGCGCGGCACGGAGGAUGGAUCUCUUGUGGGGACAGAUGGUGGGGCCGUUUGACAGCGUU